Molecule: messenger RNA, 4718 nt
Organism: Lutzomyia longipalpis
Lineage: Eukaryota; Metazoa; Arthropoda; Insecta; Diptera; Psychodidae
Gene: wde
Product: activating transcription factor 7-interacting protein 1
Exons: 6
Coding region: 375-4433 (1352 amino acids)
Biological process (GO): regulation of DNA-templated transcription
Cellular component (GO): nucleus; transcription regulator complex
Molecular function (GO): protein binding; transcription coregulator activity
Source: RefSeq, a predicted model, not a curated record
GUCAGUCUUCUGUCAUUAUUUUGUAUUCAUCACCAUUUCAUUACAAUUUCAAGUAUUUCUUCCUUUUAACAAGCUAUUUCUAUCAGUGUACAUGAAAAUUAAACAUAAUCAGCGUCUAAGAACUCUCAAAAAGCAUUAAAAUUGAAGGAAAAUAGUAACUUUUGGUGCAAAAAAUCUAUUUUUGCAAAAGAGAAAGUUCUCAGCGGCAACCCCAUUCGGGUUGUCAUAUAACUCAGGAUUCGUCGUCCGAAGCAACUUAGGCGAGCAUUCAGCAUCGGAGGCGUCGGAUCAGAUUCGCAGUGAAAAAACGGAUUAAUUGUAAAGCGAGACAAGAGAGUAAAUUAGGGUGCAGUGUGGAGUGGAGACACAACAAAAUGAUGUCUACACUAGAGGCAGCUCAGGAAAUUCGAUCCCUGCCAAGUGAUGAUAUUGUGGACGCAUCCUUUUCCAUUGGGAACCACAAGGAUCUCAAGGAGGGUGCCACAGAAUCCACGUCUAAAGUCAACACAGAGGAACCUACGGAACAGGAUAAUCAGGACUCCCCUCCGGAGGACUCUAAAAGUGAAAAUAGUAAAGUGAAUCUCGAGGGGACAGUGUUUGAUGGUCCUCAAGGGAUUAGUGAAAGUGAUAAUGUUGGCACAAUCACCGACCCAUCAUCGGUUGAUGUGCCCGAAAAGUGUUCAAAUGCUCCAGAAGACGACGUUGAGCCUCUGAGCAAUGGUAGUGCAGUUGAAAGUGAAAAUCUUGACGCGAAGAAUGUGGAUGAAUGUGAAAAUGUAAAUUCUAAACCAACGGACGUUUCUCAGAGUAAUGAGAAGCCCCUUGGGGAACACUUCAUCAACACUGAAGAAAAUGUUGAUGCAGCAAACAAAGCAAAUGACAGGGAAAUCAGUGCGGAGAAUGAUGCAGAAAUGGAACAGGAAGAAUCCAACGGAAUUCCCUGUGAACCUCCUAUGACGUGUGAGGAUAUCUCCGCAGAUAAACAGGACACAUCAGAUAGUAUUGCCUACACUGAGGAGAAAACACCCGAAUCCAGCAAUGAAGAAUGCAAAGUAAUGGAAGCCGAUAGUGGGGAUGGUGCUGACGUCAAUGAAGCUAUUUCCAAGGAAAAAUUUUCCGUACCACCUGAUGAUGCAGCUGUAGAUGUUCCGGAUACAUCAAAUGACCACAAUGAGGAAGUUUUAGAUGGUGCUGGUGCUCUGGAAACCCCGGAAGAGAGUCAAAACACCACUGUGGAUAAACCCUAUGAGGUGUCUAAUGUUUCUCCCAUGGAAAUUCCUACGACAACUGAGGACACAUCGCAAAAUGAUAAAUUAUCUGUUGCGGAUGAAAUUGUUGAUGAAAUAUCCGAGGAUGCACCUGAGGCAGCUCCAAUGGAAAUUCCAAUGACACAUGAGGACCUUUCAGAGGAUACUCCCAUGGAAACAUCAAAAAUUUCUCCAACAGAUAUUCCCGGUGGAUCAAUAACCAUGGAGGAAGAGAAUGAUUGCGAAAUUGAUGAUAAAAAUAAAGAAGAAAAUGUAAGAGAAGACAUAGAAAUCAAUGAGAAGGAUACAGCAAAACCCCUUGAAGAACAAGAGGAGGAUUUUACAAAAGACGAAGCAUUGAAGCUCAAUGAAGUAGGUUUGAGGAAUGAUGCAGAUGUUGUAAUAGAUCUCGACGAUAUGCUCAAGGAAAUUGGUGUUGAUGAGAACAUCGAUGAGGCCAAUGAAGAGGAAAAGGAGCUUCCGGAAGUUAGCUCAAGUACAGAAGAGAAGGAAAAGGAGGAGAAGCAUCAGGAAAUUGAUGAGGAUGAUGAUGUAAUAAUGAUGGAUCUCGAUGAAGCCCCAUCGAAGGUUGAAGAGAAGAAACCAACUGAGGAGGAGAAGCCGAAAGAUGCGAAAGAAGAUACCGAAGAGGAUAUUUUCAAGGAAUGCGAUGAACUCCUAAAUUCAAUUGCAGACGAAAAGGAUUUGCAAAAUGAUGCUGAUCAAGCUAUUUCUCUGGAUGAGGAGAGCUCAGAUAUGCCCAAAAGCUCAGAAAAAGCAGCAGCAGAAGAAAAGGUAGAAACAAGUGAAGCUCAAGCAGUUGAAUCCUUAGAAAAGGAACAAGAAAGCACCGAAAAUCCUCCAAAGGAAGAAACAAAAACUUUGGACAAUGCAGAUGCUUCCAGGACUUGCGAAGAUGAGACAGCCGAUAAAUCACACGAUGUGGCCAAUAGUAGUGAUGACGUUUUAAUAAUUGACGAUGAAGCUGAAGCACCGGAUGCGCAGGAAAAAGCCCCCGAAGCAGAAAGUUCAACUAAAGACGCUGAAAAGGAGAGUCCGGAAACUUCCGAGCAAUGUGUAACCAGUGAGGAAAAGCCGGAAGAAAUGAAACCCACAGAAAUGGACAUUGAUGAGGAGAUAGACAGUGCUGCUCCACAGAAGAAUGAACCACCAAAGAGCUCCACAACAGUUGAGGAGCCCAUCCCAAUUGAUGAUGAUGACUUAUCAAUUGAUAAGGAUGAAAUGGAUGAGUUGAGAGGGGACACAGCUAAGAAACGUGCAUCAACCUCCACUGACUACGAGGAGAAAUGCAAAAGGAUGAAAUUGUCGGAUGAAUCGGAAAAGGAUACCGACAGUCAGAGUUCAAUUCGUAGCAGCAAAAGGGGUGGAGUCGACUUGCAGGAUAGCACGAGUCGGCAGAGUGAAAGGGAUGACAGUGAUACCGAUACGAUGAGCUUAAAGUCGAGGAAACAAAAGCUCGAGGGGAAGGAGAAGGUAACGGAAGCCGAGAAGGAUGUCGGGAGCUUGCUGACUCCGCUGCCGAAGAAGAUUUCCAUGGAAUUCAUGACGAGAUUCAAGAAACCCUUCCAAGAUAUGUCGCAUGCAGAUCUCGAGGAUUUUGUGCUGCAGAAGAUUGCAGAACUGAUAACGCACAAGUCUGAAUAUAGUGAAAUGCGAAAGAAGCUGGAGAAGCAGGAGGAGAUGAUUGGGUUCUAUCGUACAAAGCUGGCGGAGCUCAGUAAGAACUUCCACGAUCUCGAGGUUGUCUACAAGAGGGUUCAGCAGGAUUUGGAUAAUCGGAAUUCCGGAUAUGUUCAGAUACCGAAGAUAACACGAGCCGUUGGGCUACAGGUAUCAGUUUCGAAUUCCCGGAAGCAACAUUCGAGUAGUGCUGUUGCAAAUGACAUACAAGCCAAUGCUGCGAGAUCACAAGCAGCGGCCCAGGAAGCAGCUAAGAGGGCAAAACCUAAUCAGAGAUUCACCCCAAUGCGACCACCAAUGUCGGAAGCAGAGCAGAGGAAUCUGGAUGUGCAGGAGCAGAAGAAGAGGCAGGAAAUGAUGCAGCAAACACAGCAGAAAUUAGCUCUGAAUGCAGCUUCAUCGCCCAAUACAUCACCAUCCAUUGCACAAAGAACUUCAAGCAUCGUCGUACUGAAACACACCCCUAAACCGACUAAUAAGGUGGUUACCCCACCGCAGCAGCCGUAUGUGGUUAAACGAACUGCCGUAAGGACGUCCACUGUGACGUCUACGGUUGUGACGAAAACAGUUACACCGGCGAGUCAGACGCACCAACAACGUGUGAUUAUAUCGCCAUCAACUGUGGCGCCGUCACAACAGCAAUCUCCGCAGCAACCACUGCACAAGGUGACGCUGCAACCGCAACGAGCUAUGAGUGUUCUGAGUCCACCGAAGAAGCAACAAGUUGUGGUUGAUCUCACGGAUGAGGAUGACAAUGCCAAGGCGACAAAGUUGGGGCCACAGCAGCCGAAGACUUCGGUGCCACAGACACUCCUCAAUGGCAACAUCCCAGCUCUUGUGGCCAUCCCGAGUAGUUCCAGCAGUAAGUCCACAGCGAAGUAUGUGAUGGUGCAACCGGUGGCAGCGACGAAUGGACAACUGCCCCCCAAAACCAUGCCGAAUAAGUAUGGUACGAGUAGUAGGAUGAAAAUUCCAAUUGCUCCAAAACCGGCUGAUGUGACAAUUAGACCAGCUGUUCCACCACAGAAUAUCCUGAGACGUCCUCCAAUGACAUCCACAAUGGGAUCCACGCCGCAAAUUCAAGCACGUCCUGCAGCGAGGCUGAUGGCGCCGCAACGUACGCAUCCGGCCCCAUUGCCGCCGUUCCAGAAUCAACCGUCACAGUAUGGCAUGAAGCGCAUCCCAACGCGUCCGGUGAUACGCAUAAAGAACGAUGAGAAGCAGGGAAUUGUGAUCUCGUGGACGAUGGAUGAUCUCACGGAUGAUCACGAGGAGAUCCGCGACUAUCAGAUUUAUGCGUAUCAGGAGACAUCGGCUGCACCGAGUACGGACAAUUGGCGCCUCGUGGGUGAUGUGAAGUCAAUGAUGCUCCCCAUGGCGGUGACACUGUCGCAGUUCCAGGAGGGCCAGCGAUAUUGGUUUGCCGUACGUGCGCGCGAUAUACACGAUCGGUGUGGGAUGUUUAGUGUUCCGCGGACGUGGUAAAGAAAAGAUGAUUUUUUUUGGAAUUUAUAAAUAGAAAAAAAUCUUUCAUAUAGUGACGGGCGUGCGUGAACCACACACUCAAAAUUUCAAGAAAAGAAAAGAAAAGAAAAUCUCUCUAUGUAUUAAUUUUUCUGUCUCUAAAAAUAAAUUCGCAUUUUAUGUUUUAUCAAGUUUUCAAAUGAUUGUUAGCAAAAUUAAUGAUUUUGUAGAUUAGGUUAAAACAAAAAAAAUUGAUAGAUGUAGGUAUUAAAAUAAAAUAAAAAUAUAAUAUACUUCAUGAAAAAA